Messenger RNA from Cucurbita pepo subsp. pepo (vegetable marrow), 884 nucleotides. The record is from RefSeq and is a predicted model, not a curated record. NCBI's taxonomy places the organism in Eukaryota, Viridiplantae, Streptophyta, Magnoliopsida, Cucurbitales, Cucurbitaceae.
UCAAAGCUUCCAAGAUGGGAAUUCAGAAGCCUGCAUGGUUAGAAGCUCUUUACACUCAAAAAUUCUUCGUGGGUUGUUCGUAUCACGAGACUGCAAAGAAGAACGAGAAGAACAUUUGUUGUUUGGAUUGUUGUAUCAGUAUUUGCCCUCACUGUUCGUCGUCCCACCGAUUCCAUCGCCUUCUUCAAGUUCGUCGAUAUGUUUAUCAUGACGUUGUUCGACUCGAAGAUCUUCAAAAGCUUAUCGAUUGCUCUAACGUUCAGCCUUAUACCAUAAAUAGUGCCAAAGUCGUGUUCAUCAAGAAGAGACCUCAAAAUAGACAAUUUAAAGGGUCAGGAAAUUAUUGCACGUCUUGUGAUAGAAGCCUUCAAGAACCUUAUAUCCAUUGCUCUCUCGGGUGCAAGGUAGAUUUUGUGGUGAAGAAGAAGAGAGACUUGAGUUCUUAUCUUAGAACGUGCAAUUCUUUGGCACUUAGUAUGGAUUUUGUAGCGUUCGAAGAUAAAGGAGACGAUGAAAUGACCAACGAAACUCCUCGUUCGACCAUUGUGGACUAUGAAGAGGGGACGAGCUCGUCUUCGGGAUCAGAGAACAUGAGCAUCAUAGCUCACACGCCCAUUGUUAGGAAGAAAAGAACUGGUCUUUGUUCGUGUGGAAGAUUAAAUAGAAAGAUAUCUACUGAUCAAGACAUGGCAACGAGCAUAACCAUAAGUAGAAGGAAAGGCAUCCCUCAUAGAUCUCCCUUAUGUUAACAAAUUCUUCUUUUCUUUGGCUCGAAAUUGUUUUUUUUCGAUCACAUGACAAAUCUGAUCUUUAUGAUUUCGAGAAAGUUAGAAUUAGUCUCUGUAAUGUAAAAGUUAAAAAAAACGUUCAUAUGGGUUAAUAAA